AUGCUUGAGAAGAACACCCCAUUAUCUCCAAUAUUGGCGCACUCUCCACAUGCCAAUUCAACAAACCAUGAGACAUACAAUCAUGGAGAUACCAUUGCCAAGGUUAUUAAACUGUUGACAUUGAUGACUUCGCGUAUGAGAGGGGACUUGAUCCAGAACUUAUUUUGGCAGUUCAUGUUUUUAGAACUUGAUCAUGAUUUUCGAGCAUUUAUUCCUUCUGACUUUAUUAAACUAUGCUGCAAGGGCAUUAAUGUACUUCAUAGCAAUGGCAAAGAAAAUGUUCUUUAUUACUUGGCCAGGGGACUUGGAAUGUCACGGAAAGAUGGUUCAGGUCCACGGCUCCCUAUUGACAAGAUGCCGUUUGGAUUAUUAAGCUACAAUAUUCGCUAUUUUGCUAUGGACACUGUGAACAACAUUUCAUCAGACCCCCAUUUUGUGGAGUGGGAGACAACUAUGUUCUCCAACUUUGGUCAUAAAUGGAUUUGCUUACAGAGGGGACCAGGGUUUGCCUAUGAUGAGACUGUUGUUGAUGAUUCCUCAGCUGCAGCUUGUAAUAGCACCAGCAACACAAACAGCAGUGAGCAAGGUUCCUCAAGUGUCCUUCAACAAGCAUGGAAUGAAACAUUUCAAGUGGGUACCCAGAAUGGGGUACAAGAUGAGGUUGAAGACCAAGAUACCACUAGAGAGAAAGUUGGGGCAGAUGACUGCCUUGAUGUAGAAACCCUUGUUGACACAGAUGACCCUCUUGAGGUUGGAGCCAUUGUUCAGACAGGAGAUGGGAUUGAGGUUGAAACUGUUGUCGAGGCAGGAGACCCUCUUGAGGUUGGAACCAUUGUUGAGGUAGGAGAUGGGCUUGGGGUUGAAACAAUUGUUGAGGCAGGAUAUGGGCUUGAGGUUGAAACCCUUGUUGAGGCAGAAGACGAGCUUGAGGUGAACGACCAGGUCAAUGAAGAAGUGAGCUACCUUUGGGCACGACUUGGUUCUGAAGAAAAAGAACAAAUUGCAAACGGCGAUAGACCAAUAGAACUGGAAACAUUUCAUGGUAUUCGCCCACAGGCACAUAAAAAGAAAAGGACAGAAGUGGAUCCGAUGAAAGCUAAAGUCAAUGUUGCAGGUCAUUCUGUAAGGACUCUUCAACGUCGUAUACAGGCUGCUGAGUUUUCAAGAGACACAAAUGUUCAGGUGAGUGCACAUAUGAUUAAAUAGAUAUGAAAUAUAUUUGAAAAACAUAUAUAUAUAUAUAAUUAUACUCCAAGAGCUAGGUUAUUCGAACAUUUACUGCAACUCUGAGUUUCAUGCUUCUUGCGAAGCAAUCUUCAGGCAACAAAAAAAUGUAAAUGUUCGAAUAACCUAGCUCUUGGAGUAUAAUUAUUCUUAGCUCUAGCUCUGCUAUUGAGCACUUUAUAGUAGAUGAGGAUUUCUCUCCACUUGUUAUUCUUUUUUUCUUGCUAGGUCGCUGUUCUUAAGAAGAUUAAAGAAAGAAACAAAAACGGACGUUGGUGGAUUAAAGCAGAUGCAUGUGACCUGCGAAAGGGACUGCGUGAGUCAAUGCGUCAUGAGUGGGCAGGAGAUUGUGACCUGGGAGAUGGAAAGCUUCAAACUUUAUAUCAGGAAUACAUGGACAGAAAAACCUUCUAUGGUGGAUUAGGACUUAAGGAUCAAGAGUAA
Porites lobata is the source of this 1668-nucleotide messenger RNA. NCBI's taxonomy places the organism in Eukaryota, Metazoa, Cnidaria, Anthozoa, Scleractinia, Poritidae. The record is from the annotation of a GenBank genome assembly.